AUUAUGAUUCUUGGAAAAUCAUCUCCAUUCCACUUGCACUUGAAUGCCACCAUGUCAACUUUACUGGGAAAAGUUACAAUGGGUGGGUUGUUGAUGCGAGGAAUAGAGACAAAGGAGAUAAAAACAGUUGCUUCCUCAUCAUAUUACUAGAGUCUUGGAAUAACUAGGUAUUGUUAGGUACCAUGUCUUAGUUCUUCAUGACUUCAACUUCAAGUGUAAACUAUCAAUCCAUUAUAAAUACCGCUCUAGAGUCCAUUUGAAUUGCAUAUGUGAACUGCAAUGAGUGCCUUUUACCAUGAAGAGCCACCAGAGGACUCCAAGAGAUGCAAACUCCUUGCCAUGGUUUUGAAGAAUGUGUGUUCAAAUUGCCAGUGCCACAGUGACAGUGGACGCCUCUCACUUUCGAGCCCAGUGGAGGAGUUUCAAACAACCGACUUCAAUCAAGAACAGGAAGUGGUGGUUUCAGAAAUCCGAAGUCGGGCGAUGGAGAAGUUGAGACGCAAGUCUAGUCCCGUGACUGAUAGCUUAGCCUGGGUCGUUUCACCAAGAAGCAGAGAAUUGUACUUAAAGGCACAUCAACAAAAAGAUGAUGAAGAUGAAGAAGAUGAAGAAGAUGGAAGAGAUGAAUUCUUUUCUGUUGGGAGUAGCUUCCCUUGCUAUUCAAGUGCUGUUAGCAGAGAAGCAUAUUACCCAGUUAAGACAAACUUCUCUUGCUGCAGUCCAGGCUUGAAAGGGUUUGAUUUUCAAGAGUUUCAAAAGCUUGAUUUUCAGGAUCUCCAGAGGUCUAUAAUACAAGAACUGUGUUUAUGUGAAGGAUGGCCGUUCGGCCUCUGCAGGAGAGCUGUGUUACUACCACCUCUACCCAAAUCGCCAUCUGAAUCUUGGUCAUGGCAUAAAGGCACUAAAAUUGCUAAAUUUCCUUGACUUUAGAAUAUCUAUUUUCCUUUUCUUUUGGUUUCUUGUGUUCAUCAAUGGAUGCAGACCCACUUGCUUAAGAAUAAUGAAGAGCCUAAAUAGGGAAUUCAGGCA
Messenger RNA from Mangifera indica (mango), 1029 nucleotides. RefSeq lists its product as uncharacterized. Lineage: Eukaryota; Viridiplantae; Streptophyta; Magnoliopsida; Sapindales; Anacardiaceae. The record is from RefSeq and is a predicted model, not a curated record. The transcript has 3 exons. The coding region runs from base 280 to 924 and encodes 214 amino acids.